AUUGUUGUGAAGUUUUGAUCUUUAACUCUACUGGUGGCGCUCUCAGUAGACAGGGAUUUCGAAUGGGCAGCUACAAAAAGACAUACAACCCAAUUACCUGCCAAUUCCACUACGAGCAAAUUCUAGCCAACGGCGAAUUUCUUUAUUUUUUGCCAGUUUUUUCUGUAUGGUUGAUCGGCCCUGAGCUCGAUGUAGAAUUUGGAGGUAUCGCAGGGCGUGCAGCGAAUGUAUGCCCAGAAGAUUUGGAGGCUUGGCAAUAUGCCGGUAACGGGUGGGAGUCUGACUCAACUUUGAAAGCCGAUUGCAUGGAAUAAUGAAACUGCAUAAGUCUACUUAUCCCAUUCAAAAUCGGAAAGCAAAAAUGUUCAUGUUAUGACUUAAAUGAACAUUAGAUGAAAACGACCAAGAUAUAAAUUCUGCAGUUUUUUUUGUGCAAUGAUGAAAGCAGUUUUAGUUGCAAUAAAUGUGCGUGUUUUAGUUGAA
Molecule: messenger RNA, 483 nt
Organism: Tigriopus californicus
Lineage: Eukaryota; Metazoa; Arthropoda; Copepoda; Harpacticoida; Harpacticidae
Source: RefSeq, a predicted model, not a curated record